UUCUCCCUCACUUGCCUCACAUCAAUAACAUGACGUCCAGAGAGUCAUUUUCGCGAAUUGUACAACUCGCCAGAACAAUCAGUGAGUCAGUGGACAAGAUAGAGGAGGUUUUGGUAGCCGAAGGUAUCGAGUCACCCAGUUUUGACGAAGAUGCCACAUUCAACAUCCCUCUUAAGCUGAGCCCUCAGCAUGAUGCUGUGCUUGAUGCCACUGCAGAGCUUCAUGAUCUUCUGCUCGAGCCUUUAAACCUAAUCCAUAGGCAUGGUGGCGACAUUGCCAGGGACACCCCAUUGACUACUGAUAUGACUGCUCGUCUGCUUAGACAUGCAAUGACCAUGCGUAUCUUUCGCGAGACUUCACCGGGAAUUGUUGCCCAUACUGCCGCUUCGAGGACACUGCACAAAUCGGCAGCCAAUGACUGGCUGCAAGCUGGUACAACGGAGAUGUGGCCGGCAGCUGUCAAGACUAUCGAUGCUCUCAAGAAAUGGCCAGCAUCUGGAGAACCCAACGAGACGGGCUACUCUUUGGCGAAUGAUACCUCUGAGACCAUUUAUCAAAUCUUCUCCAAAGAUAUGGAGCGGGCUUCCCGAUGGGCCAGAGGAAUGCAGAUCUUCGCCGAGAGGCCCCAGUUUAGUUUGGCUUACACCACCGACUAUUACGACUGGGAAUCUUUAGGUAAAGCCCACGUUGUCGACGUCGGCGGUUCCUCAGGACACGUUUCUUUAGCGCUAGCGAGGAAGUUUAGCAACCUCAGCUUGACCGUGCAGGAUAUGGAGCAACUUGUCGCAAAUGCGACGGUUCCAGGGGACGUCCAAGGAAGAGUCAAAUUCAUGGCCCACGACAUCUUCUCCCCACAGCCUGUCAAAAACGCCGAUGUCUACUAUCUGCGUUGGAUCCUGCACAACUGGUCUGACAAAUACUGCAAUUUGAUCUUGAACGCACUGCUGCCUGCGCUCAAGCCUGGAGCGAGGGUCAUAAUCCAUGAAUCUCUGAUUCCAGAGCCUGGUACAACGGCGAUGUGGAAGGAGAAGAACCUGAGGGCAACUGAUCUAAACAUGGCUGGCGCUUUCAACGCAAAGGAGAGAACAAAGGUCGAAUAUGAAUCUUUGUUCAAGAAGGUUGACCCAGCGUUUACCCUUCGUAACGUAGUCGAGCCCAAGGGGUCAGCACUCCAAAUGGUGGAGUUUUUAUGGGAGGGUACCACUUAG
This is a messenger RNA of Paraphaeosphaeria sporulosa, 1208 nucleotides long. RefSeq names its product putative Sterigmatocystin 8-O-methyltransferase. Lineage: Eukaryota; Fungi; Ascomycota; Dothideomycetes; Pleosporales; Didymosphaeriaceae. Gene Ontology annotation, molecular function: O-methyltransferase activity. Bases 30 to 1208 code for a protein of 392 amino acids. The transcript is spliced from 5 exons. The record is from RefSeq and is a predicted model, not a curated record.